AUGCCUGAGUCUAUCGCUAGUCGACUUUUCCGGGGUACUCGAGCCAUCCUCAAGUACCGGAAGGAGCGCGGUAUCCUUGUGAACAACAUCCGCUCCUAUAUCGCCACUUUGCGCCAGAUGCCCGAGGGCAACUACCUCGUUGAGAUCGCCCUCAACGUCCAGUCCCUGAAGAUUCAGGCCGACAAGGUGAAGUGGGAUUCCCAGGCACUCGCUGUUGAUGCCGCCGACAUGAAAUAUGUCACCUCCCAGGGCGUCUCCUACUUCGCCCACACUGUCCCCCAGAUCUGCGACGAGGUCGGCCGUGAUACACGUCGGAUGGCUGAGACCCUCCAUGACCACAUCCACCGACCUAUUGCCAACACUGAGCAUAUGAUCGCACUCUACCUGGAGCAUGCACUGGCUAACCUGGAACACAUCUAG
Molecule: messenger RNA, 420 nt
Organism: Penicillium samsonianum
Lineage: Eukaryota; Fungi; Ascomycota; Eurotiomycetes; Eurotiales; Aspergillaceae
Exons: 1
Coding region: 1-420 (139 amino acids)
Source: RefSeq, a predicted model, not a curated record